Messenger RNA from Hyaena hyaena (striped hyena), 3109 nucleotides. RefSeq names its product solute carrier family 29 member 3 (gene SLC29A3). Lineage: Eukaryota; Metazoa; Chordata; Mammalia; Carnivora; Hyaenidae. The transcript is spliced from 6 exons. Gene Ontology annotation, cellular component: plasma membrane; Golgi apparatus. Gene Ontology annotation, molecular function: nucleoside transmembrane transporter activity. The record is from RefSeq and is a predicted model, not a curated record. The coding region runs from base 69 to 1496 and encodes 475 amino acids. Gene Ontology annotation, biological process: nucleoside transmembrane transport.
CGCGGAGCCCCUAGUCGCAGUGGCCGCGGCGGCCGGGGAGGCAGCGGCGGCGGCGGCGCGGCGGCGACAUGGCCAUGACCUCAGAGGAUGCCUUUCAUCACAGUGCAAACUCCACCUACAGAACUGCAAGCGGCAGUCUUCAAGCUGACCAGGAUGCGCUCCUUGAGAAGCUGCUGGACCGCCCGCCACCCAGCCUGCAGAGGCCUGAGGACCGCUUCAAUGGCACCUACAUCAUCUUCUUCAGCUUGGGCAUCGGUGGCCUGCUGCCGUGGAACUUCUUUGUCACUGCCAAGGAGUACUGGGCAUUCAAACUCCGCAACUGCUCCAGCCCAACCGCAGGGGAGGAAGCCGUGGGCUCCGACAUCCUGAACUACUUUGAGAGCUACCUGACCGUUGCUUCCACCGUUUCCUCUGUGCUGUGCCUCAUGGCGAACUUCCUGCUCGUCAACAGGGUUCCAAUCCGCGUCCGUGUGCUGGCCUCACUGGCUGUCAUGCUGGCUGUCUUCUUGGUGAUGACCGUGCUAGUGAAGGUGGACACCUCCUCGUGGACCUUUGGCUUCUUUGCCGUCACCAUUGUCUGCAUGGCCCUCCUUAGCGGCACCUCCACCAUAUUCAAUAGCAGUGUCUUCGGCAUGACUGGCUCCUUCCCCAUGAGGAAUUCCCAGGCACUGAUAUCAGGAGGAGCGAUGGGGGGCACCAUCAGUGCCGUGGCCCUGCUUGUGGACCUGGCGGCGGCCAGCGACGUGACAGACAGCGCGCUGGCCUUCUUCCUGACCGCGGACGUCUUCCUCGGGCUCUGCGUGGGGCUCUACCUGCUGUUGCCGCGGCUGGAGUACGCCAGGUUCUACCUGAGGCCUGUCUGGCCGGCCCAUGUGUUUUCCGGUGAAGAGCAGCCACCCCAGAACUCACCCAGCGUCCCCGCAACGGCGCUCGGAUCCAGCGAGUCCUCCAUCCCGCCCCUCCGCCCCAUCCUGAAGAAGACAGCCGGCCUGGGCUUCUGUAUCAUCUACCUCUUCUUCAUCACCAGCCUUAUCUUCCCUGCCAUCUCCACCAACAUUGAGUCCCUGGACAAGGGCUCGGGCUCGCCGUGGGCCACCAAGUUCUUCGUCCCCCUCACCACCUUCCUCCUGUUUAACUUUGCUGACUUGUGUGGCCGGCAGGUCACGGCCUGGAUUCAGGUGCCGGGGCCCAGAAGUAAGGUGCUGCCCGGGCUGGUGCUCCUCCGGACCUGCCUCCUCCCCCUCUUCGUGCUCUGCAACUACCAGCCCCGCGUCCGCCUGCACACGGUGGCCUUCCGGUCCGACCUCUACCCGGUGCUCUUCACCUCCCUGCUGGGGCUCAGCAACGGCUACCUCAGCACCCUGGCUCUCAUGUACGGGCCCAAGAUCGUGCCCAGGGAGCUGGCCGAGGCCACGGGGGUGGUGAUGUCCUUUUACGUGUGCUUGGGCUUGGUACUCGGCUCGGCCUGCUCUGCCCUGCUCGUGCACCUCAUCUAGAAGCGGGUGAUGGCAAGAACCUCAGUGCCGUGUGACCCUUGGGAGCCUCGGGGAGGUGGGGAGCAGCCCAGUGGGCUGGGGCAGUGUGCAGCGUGGGGCUGCGGCUGGGCUCGGGACAGGGCACAGGACAUCCAGGCCCCGCCUCCCCUCUGGGCGCACAUCUCAGACACUUUAAAGAACUCUCCUGAGACCUUCGGAGAAGAACCAAAAGACAGCAGAAUGGGGCACAGGUACAGUAGUUACGUGGUAGCACAGCAGCCGUGCCCAGAGCUGCCGGUUACAGUUCAUCUUGCUUCAUAGCCUCUUCUGAACUUUGUUGCCAGUGUUGAGUCUGAGCUGUUACCAAGGCCAGUGGCAAAACUGGACCAUGGGCCCUUGCCUGUCCCAGACUUUGUCCCUCCAGCGGACAGCAAGAUGUGACAAUUCCCAGUCCUCCCUAUCCGGGGGGUUCCCCUGGAAUGGCCAGUUCUAGGCCCGAGACGCAAGGCUGUGCAAACCCCUGCUUUCUGUGGGUGAGAGAGCACCCACCAACCAGCUGGGAGACCCCAGAGAGACAGGCCUCCCAGGAACCCUUCAUUCCCUAAACUUGGGCUCCAGAAGUCAUCCCUGUACUAGGGACGGAGGAUGUCAGGCCUGCGUCUUCAAACAAGAAUCCUUAAGGUGGUCUCUGGCUUGUGUCAGGGUGGGAUCUUUCAAAUGUCUGUGUUUGCAACAUGUCAGGGCCAUCGGUUCAAGGGCAUUAUGAAUCGCUGGAUAUUUAAUGAAAGCCUGAUUGGCAGCUGUCUUACUUGGGUUCUUGGCAGGAAACAGCUACUCAAAUCGAUUUGAAGAGUAGGUGUAGGGAUCCUGAGGGCUUGUGUUUUACAUCCCAGAUGUCAGGGGUGGGGGGUAGGGGGCAGACCCAGCCCACUGUGACCCACGGGAGGUAUGACUUCCUCGGUUCUUCUCUCCCUCCCAUCUCCUCGAAGCUCCUGUGGACUGAACCACAGCCACGAAGCAGGCAGAGAGGUAGAGCCUGGGCUGGAAGGGCUGAAGACGUUCCGAGUGGGGCACCCAGCCUCUCUCGCUUUCAUAGAUUUACUUAUUCACAUCAGUACAGCCCUGAAGCUUUGGCCAGCAGCACUAGGGGCUGGUUUGUCCUGGUUUAUCCCGGAGAGCUGUGUAUUUUUGAAGCUGUUGUUUCAAAGGGUGACCCUCAGAUCGUGCGACCCCCACAUGAUCUUCUGACAUGAGUAGUAACUUGCAGUUUACAUUUCUUCCGGUUCCUUGAAGGCUUCUGCAGGGCUGUUCCUUGGGGGCGCAGGCUGGCUUGGGAAUCAGAGGGAAAGGAACUAGACCAGAUUGGGAGUUCUUUCUGGAGAGAGUCAUGCAGAGAGAACAGAGCUUGCACCCCAAGAAGUAGCAAUCCCGGGAGCCGUAAAUCAGCCUGCUCCUUUGCCAAAGGGCUCGGGCACCGUGGUGUCCUGCAGACAGCCGACUGGCCAGGGAAGCAGCCAGUAAUCCACGGGGUGGAGAAUGAAAAUAGACACCCUUGAAAGGUUUGCUGAAACUUGAUAUCUUGAAAAAAUAGUGGUUUUAACUAAAAAUAAAUUCUCCCGUCUCCCCGCCCCUUG